AUGCCUCAGCUACCACCCUACGAGUACACCGGUCCAGUGGACUGCACCAUCCCACCCGAUCGAGCGCAGCUGAAGGGAAAGAGUGUGAUUGUUACUGGGGGGGCGAAUGGCAUGGGAGAGGCAACCGUUCGCGCAUUUGCGGCGGAAGGAGCCUUUGUGACAAUUGCCGACGUGAACGAAGAGCGUGGACGAGCUUUAUCAGGAGAGCUGAGUCCAAACGCGCAAUUCGUCAAAUGCAAUAUCUCGUCAUGGGAGGAACAGGUGGGGGUCUUCGAAGCGGCCAUUGCCCACUCUCCAAGCAAGAGCUGUGAUAUUGUGAUCGCAAAUGCGGGCAUUAGUCGCGCCAGCGGAGACGAUCUAUGGCCCCUGGAUGAUCCGAACAAGCCCCCCGUCAAACCUGAGCUACGCAUUAUGGAUGUGAAUAUGACGGGAACACUGUAUACCUGGAAGUUGGCGGUGCACUACUUUCGGAAACAGCCGGAUACCCCGGAUCGAGACCGAUGCUUUAUUAUCACAGGGAGCAUGGUGGCGUGGAUUGAUUCGCCUGCCAAUUGGCAAUAUACCUGCAGUAAAUACGGCCUCCGGGGCUUAAUGCGAGUUGCUCGACGGAACUCAUGGGAACAAGGAAUUCGAAUCAACUACGUGGCCCCAUGUUAUAUCAAAAGCGCAAUACGGUCCCCCGAGUACGAAGCAGAGUUAACGAAAAAGGGGGUGGAGUUUACACCACAAGAAGAUGUGGCAGAAUGCAUGAUGAAGCUAGCCACAGAUCGGACAAUAAGCGGACACUCCUUGAUGGUGACGCCCAAGUCUGUGGCGAAUGAGGGCUACAAGGAUGUUGAAAAAGACGAUCACAUCGACGAGGGCUACUUCAAACGCACACAAGAUGUGCAGCUGAAGAUCAUUGAGGAUAGAUGGGUAGAAGGAUGGAGCAAGAGCCGAACUCCCGAGGGAGCGACUAGGGUUAAUGGUGCUCAUUAA
Molecule: messenger RNA, 978 nt
Organism: Aspergillus steynii IBT 23096
Lineage: Eukaryota; Fungi; Ascomycota; Eurotiomycetes; Eurotiales; Aspergillaceae
Product: short chain dehydrogenase/ reductase
Exons: 8
Coding region: 1-978 (325 amino acids)
Molecular function (GO): oxidoreductase activity
Source: RefSeq, a predicted model, not a curated record